This is a messenger RNA of Haliotis rubra (blacklip abalone), 414 nucleotides long. RefSeq lists its product as uncharacterized. Bases 14 to 340 code for a protein of 108 amino acids. The transcript has 2 exons. The record is from RefSeq and is a predicted model, not a curated record. Lineage: Eukaryota; Metazoa; Mollusca; Gastropoda; Lepetellida; Haliotidae.
GGCACCCUGGAACAUGCCAUCGUCCACCUUGUCCCACUCCACCAUCAUUCAGGAGCAGACAAUCGACAUGGCCAAGGUGGCCAAGUUCUACGAUGCCGUGGAGAACUGUGAUGAUCUCGUGAGCCCGGAGAUGAGUCAUGUGACAUCUGGGUGGCGGUCACGACAGGAGACAAACCAGAAACCAUUUGUCAUAACAGAAACUGAGAAAAUGGCUGCUUUGAAACCAAAGAUACAGCGAGAACAGAAACCAAGAAGUCAUAGGUCAUUUGUCAGGAAGAUUCCAGGACUUGUGUCUCAUGUGACCAACUUUCUGAGUGACUGUUACUACUGGCUGGAGUAAAUUUGGCGUUGUCAUGGAUACUCAACUGUAGAAAAAGACUAUAUAUUUUUUAAAUUGUCAAUACGCUUAUAUUU